GUGCUGGAUCCCUCUGCCCUGAGUCCUCCCCUCCCGUCUCCCUAGAGCUCCUCACAAUGGCCCCCAAGAAGAAGGAGGAACCUAAACCCGCGGCACCAGUGGCCCCACCGGAGCCUGAGCGCCCCAAGACCCCGGAGUUUGACCCCACAUCAGUGACGCUGGAGUUCACCCCUGAGCAAAUUGAGGAUUUCAAAGAUUCUUUCCAGCUGUUUGACAGGACUCCAGCCAACGAGAUGAAAAUCACUUACGCCCAGUGCGGUGACCUAAUUAGGGCUCUGGGCCAGAACCCUACAAACGCAGAGAUCAUCCACGUCCUGGGGAAACCUAAGCCUGAAGACAUGCAGACCAAGAUGCUUGACUUUGACCAGUUCCUCUCCAUCCACCAGCACAUCUGCAAGGCCAAGAACCGUGGAACAUAUGAGGACUUUGUGGAGGGUCUGAGGGUGUUCGACAAGGAGGGGAACGGCUCAGUCAUGGGAGCUGAGCUCCGGCACGUUCUGGCAACACUGGGUGAGAAGAUGAGGGAGGACGAGGUGGAGCAGCUGAUGCAAAACCAGGAGGAUCCGAAUGGAUGCAUCAAUUAUGAAGCUUUUGUGAAAUACAUUAUGGCAUCUUAAAAAGGGUCCAUGUGUGUCAGCCUUGUUGUCACUGUGGUGCUACAUCACUCUGCCUCAUGAAAUCUAUAUGUGUGAGUAAUGAGUAGUUUGCCCUUCACUGAGAAUAUAAAUACUGGAUUAUAAUUCAGGUUUGUGUGAAUCCUAUCAUGUAUACUUCUUAUUUCCAUGCUUCUACAUUACAUCUACAACUCAUCAAUAUAUCUAUUUCCUACUAUUUAUUUUAGGAUUGUGUGCACAGACUUCACACUGCCCCUGGUCGCACUGUAGAUACUCAUCAAUAAAUAAACACAUUUGAUGGA
This is a messenger RNA of Pleuronectes platessa (European plaice), 916 nucleotides long. It is a transcript of the gene myl13, whose product is annotated as myosin, light chain 13. Lineage: Eukaryota; Metazoa; Chordata; Actinopteri; Pleuronectiformes; Pleuronectidae. The transcript is spliced from 5 exons. Gene Ontology annotation, cellular component: myosin II complex. Bases 57 to 617 code for a protein of 186 amino acids. Gene Ontology annotation, molecular function: calcium ion binding. The record is from RefSeq and is a predicted model, not a curated record.